This is a messenger RNA of Cajanus cajan (pigeon pea), 3155 nucleotides long. RefSeq names its product Leucine-rich repeat (LRR) family protein (gene CLV2). Lineage: Eukaryota; Viridiplantae; Streptophyta; Magnoliopsida; Fabales; Fabaceae. Gene Ontology annotation, molecular function: protein binding. The record is from RefSeq and is a predicted model, not a curated record.
UAAAGUGUAAUGUAGAGAGAGAUUGUAAAGUGAAAGAAGGAAGCACAACAAAGCCACUUUAAUUUUUUUGAUAUAACCUAAACCCUCCUUUUCCUCUGUUGCACUCUCACUUUAUCAGCGUGACACGACCAACCUAAGAUCAAUGUGUAAGAACCUGUUCCUCUUUCUCUUCUCUUCUGUCGUUCCUUGUGUCCAUUUCAUCAUGUUUUCUUCCUAAUCCUCAAAUCUUUUGCUCCCCAGUUCCUCUUUUGCUUCAAACUCCUCUUCCCCUUCCUAAAAAUCGCACCUUUACUCCCAUGGUGAUGGGACACACCACCCCCUUCACACUCCUGUGUGUGAUUCUUCUGUGUGCAACCCCUUCCCACUCAAUUGAUGUCCACCCACAAGACAAAGCCUCUCUUUUUCAGUUCAGGUCAUCGUUGCAAGACCCCAACCAGAGUUUGGCCAACUGGGUAGGCUCCAACUGCACUUCAUGGAGUGGAAUCACCUGUGACAACACAACUGGGAGGGUGCUUUCCAUCAACCUAACUAGCAUGAACUUGUCAGGCCAAAUACCCCCCAGUUUGUGCCACCUUUCAUACCUCAACAAGGUGGGGCUGUCCCACAACAGCUUCACGUCACCCCUUCCUGAGUGUCUUGGAAACCUGCUUAACCUAAGAGCCAUUGAUCUCAGCCAUAACAAACUUCAUGGGGGGAUACCAGGCUCUUUCAUGAGGCUCAGGCACCUCACUGAGCUUGUUGUUAGUGGGAACCCUGGUUUGGGGGGCCCACUGCCAGCUUGGAUUGGUAACUUCUCAACAAAUCUUGAAAGGUUGCAUCUUGGUUACUGUUCAUUUAGUGGGGGGAUACCUGAGAGCUUGCUUUACUUGAAGAGUCUCAAGUAUUUGGACCUUGCGAACAACGUCUUGUCUGGUAAUCUGGUUGAUUUUCAACAGCCUUUAGUUUUGCUUAAUCUUGCUUCCAAUCAAUUUGCUGGUACUUUGCCUUGCUUUGCAGCUUCAGUUCAGUCUCUAACUGUGUUGAAUUUGUCUAAUAAUUCUAUUGUUGGGGGGCUGCCUGCUUGUAUUGCUUCCUUUCAUGCCUUGACUCAUUUGAACUUGUCAGGGAACCACUUGAAGUAUAGAAUAUAUCCUAGGCUUGUAUUCUCUGAGAAACUUCUUGUUUUGGACUUGAGUCAUAAUGAUUUGUCUGGUCCUAUUCCCAGUAAGAUUGCUGAGACUACUGAGAAACUUGGCCUUGUUCUUCUUGACCUUUCUCACAAUCAGUUCUCUGGUGAAAUUCCUGUGAAAAUUACUGAGUUGAAAAGCUUGCAGGCCUUAUUUCUCUCUCACAAUCUUCUCUCUGGAGAAAUUCCUGCUAGAAUUGGAAAUUUGACUUAUCUUCAGGUCAUUGAUCUCUCACACAACUCUUUGUCUGGUACCAUUCCAUUUAGUAUUGUCGGGUGCUUUCAGCUGUAUGCUUUAAUACUUAAUAAUAACAAUCUUUCUGGCGUGAUUCAACCGGAGUUUGAUGCGUUGGAUAUCUUGAGGAUACUGGACAUAAGCAACAACAGGUUUUCUGGGGCUAUUCCACUCACUUUGGCUGGAUGCAAAUCUCUGGAGAUUGUAGAUUUUAGUUCCAAUGAGCUUUCUGGAUCCUUGAAUGAUGCAAUAACCAAAUGGACAAACCUCAGGUAUCUGUCUCUUGCUCAGAACAAGUUCAGUGGAAAUUUGCCUAGUUGGUUGUUCACAUUUGACGCGAUAGAAGCGAUGGAUUUCUCGCACAACAAGUUUACUGGCUUCAUACCUGAUGUUAAUUUUAAGGGUAGCUUAAUACUUAACACAAGGAAUGUCACUGUUAAGGAGCCAUUGGUUGCAGCAAGAAAGGUUCAACUGAGAGUUUCGGCGGUUGUUUCUGAUAGCAAUCAACUUAGUUUCACUUAUGAUCUUUCCUCAAUGGUUGGAAUUGAUCUAUCCAGCAACUUGCUACAUGGGGAGAUUCCAAGGGGCUUGUUUGGGCUAGCUGGUCUAGAAUAUCUGAACUUGUCGUGCAACUUUCUCGAAGGACAGCUUCCAGGUUUGCAGAAAAUGCAGAGUUUGAAAGCCUUAGAUUUGUCACAUAAUUCCUUGUCAGGACAUAUUCCAGGAAACAUAUCUAGCCUUCAAGAUCUGUCCAUUUUGAACCUGUCUUACAACUGUUUUUCUGGGUAUGUCCCCCAGAAGCAGGGGUACGGACGAUUUCCAGGUGCAUUCGCUGGAAAUCCGGAUCUGUGCAUGGAAUCUUCCAGUGGUGUGUGUGAUGAUGGAAGGACUCAAUCUGUGCAAGGAAGUUCUUUCAGGGAAGAUAGGAUGGAUGGACCAAUAUCUGUGGGGAUUUUCUUUAUUAGUGCCUUUGUUAGUUUUGAUUUUGGUGUCGUUGUUCUCUUCUGUUCUACGAGGGCAAGGAAUUAUAUUCUCCAAACAAAAGUUUGAUUUGAUACUUGUGAGUUGUGACAGUUACAAAUCUCCUGUAAAUUCCAUUUUGUAAUUUGGUAGCUGUCUUUCACAGUUUCAGGUGAACAUAAACUUUUUGUGAUUAGGAAUACUAUCUGGCCAUGAACUUCACAAGUGUUACUGUGUUCUCUUUCCUACAAUGUCCUUGCCAAUCAGCAUCACUGACCAAGUGUCUCAGAAUUACUGGACCAAAAUGUCAUGAUAUAAGUCAUAAAAGGUUUAAAGAACACCAAUAUUAGUAUAAGUGAAUGUUAGUCCUGCAUCAUUCAGCUGGAAAAAGAAUGAAUGAAUAUGAUGAAGGUUUUGAUCCGAGUAAAGACCAGUCCCACAUCAUUCUUUUGGUUGUUCUCAUCUGCUGGAACUUGGUUGCAUCAAGUUCAUCCAUUAUUCAUAAUCAGUGGAGCAAUCACAUUCCCGAUCAGAUCUAAUUAUGGUGAAAAUUUUGAUCUUGGGCAUCAAAUUGCAGAUUUACAAGCAUGUUUACGUGAAGAGAACUCGUAUCAUUCUAGAUUAACCUAGCCCUUUUUUGAAGUGGGGAACCAAAUUUUACACAUAGGUGCAGGCAAGAUGAACAAUUAGCUUUAUACAAAAAUUUUAUUGCAAUCAUCACUCACUUAAUGCUGUAAAUUUAAAUGAUAUUCUCAUGAAUUCUUUUUGUCAACAGGAACGAGGUUAAUUGUUCAA